This is a messenger RNA of Serendipita indica DSM 11827, 1701 nucleotides long. The record is from the annotation of a GenBank genome assembly. Lineage: Eukaryota; Fungi; Basidiomycota; Agaricomycetes; Sebacinales; Serendipitaceae.
AUGAGUCCUCUAGAAUUUCAACCAACGCCGGAGAGCAUUCCCCCUCCCAACGUCCAAUACCGCCUCCAGCUCGCCCCGUCGACGGCCGUUAACUAUACUCCACUUAAUCCGAUCAGCUUUAUCCUUCGCGCUGCUCUCAUUUACCCGAAUCAUGUCGCGCUUUCGCAUCGCAACGUAGCGACUCCGGUUGAAUAUACAUACGCCGUGUGGGCUCAGAGAGUACAGAAUUUGGCAUAUGGAUUGAUCAAGGCUGGUAUCGAACCUGGCGACCGCGUUGCGGUAAUCGCCCCCAAUUAUGCCCAUAACGGCGUACUAGCAGCACGAGCUGUGCUCGUCUGCAUCAACACACGCCUCGUCAAAUCGGACAUUGAAUAUAUCCUCUCUCACUCGGGCGCCAAACUCGUUUUGGUCGACCACGAGUACGCGGGGCUCGUCAAAGAUUGCCCGGUGCCCGUCAUCGUCUCACGCGAUACUGGGCGUGCUGGAGAUCCAUACGAAACGUUUCUCAGCGAGGGAAGGAGAUUUUCGCGCGAACGCGGAUGGGCGGGUCUCCAGCUAGAAGAGGAAGAGACUGCUAAUGCAACAUUGAAUUAUACGUCUGGAACCACGGGACGGCCUAAAGGUGUGAUGGCGACGCUUAGGGGCUCCUACUUGGCUGCAAUCUCCAAUGCGUAUGAGUCAAAACUGAAUAUCAACUCGGUGUACCUCUGGGUGCUUCCUAUGUUCCAUGCCUCUGGGUGGACAUAUCCCUGGGCACUGACGUUUGCCAUGGCGAAACAAGUUACGAUCAGAACGGUGGACUAUAAAGCAAUUUGGGGUCAUUUCUUGUAUUCGGGUGUGACACACUAUUGUGGCGCGCCUACAGUUCAGAUAUCAAUCGUGAAUUCACCAGAGGCAAAGCGACUGAAGACCCCUAUUACCGCCGUCAUAGCCGGAGCAGCGCCGACUGCUGCCUUGCUCGAAGCGCUCGAGAAUCUCAAUUUUCAAGUAAAUCACGUCUAUGGCCUUACAUUGGCAGUACUCGAAACUUACAUUCCUAAGACAUAUGGCCCAUUUACAAGGAACUACGAUAGACCGGAGUAUAAAAGCCUCGGGCUUGAGGAGCGUGCGCGGAUUCUGUCUAGGCAAGGCCAUGCCUUCGCCCAAGCCGACGAAGUCCGCGUUGUGCAAAUAGAUGAGGAGGGGAAGCGUAAGCCAGGACUCAUCGACUGUGACUUUAUGCAACCAGGCGAAAUUGUCACGCGCGGCAAUAUUUAUUAUCGGGACCCCAAAGCCACUGAAGAGGCGUUCAGAGGCGGUUAUUUUGCCACUGGUGAUGUUGCGGUCAAAUUCCCCGACGGUAGUAUCUCCAUCCGCGAUAGAUCCAAAGACUUGAUCAUUAGUGGUGGAGAAAAUGCAUCGAGUCUGGCAAUCGAGCAAGAACUCUCGCUCCAUCCCGACGUGCUUGAAGUCUCCGUAGUUGCACGAAAGCAUGAAAAAUGGGGAGAAAGGGCAAUGGCGUUUGUGAUCUUGCACCAAGAGGCAGUCCAGAAAUGGAAAGGCCGAGAGGAUGAAUUCCAGAAAGAUCUUAUCAAUUUCGUCAAGGGCAAGCUCCCAGGUUUCGCCCAGCCAGCGUGGGUCGAGUGCGUCUCUGAACUACCCAAGACUUCGACAGGCAAGAUACAAAAGACUGUACUUCGACAACGAGCUGCCAAACUUUGA